AUGUGCAGCCUAGUACCCGAGUUCGACGAUCCGAGGAGAGCGGAAAUCAUCUCACAGAUCGGCUCAGGCCUAUGCAUCGCCAAGGUUAAUCCAAGCGUACGGGCCCUGCUCUGGCUGGCUGAUGUUGAAGCUCUCCGAGCUUUGUCGGAGGAGUGCAACAAGUCCCCUGGAAUGUUCCGGCUCUUAUUUGUCCAGGGCGCCGACACAUUCAAGGACGCGCUGGAAUUCUGGAGGGACAGUGUAUCCGAGACAUGGGAUGAUGGAGGUGAUGGCUUGCGGGAUCCGUGCGAGGAGCGAGACGGAUCCUGUGUGGUCACCCGGGAAGAUGGUGGAAUCCGCUGUUCGGGCAACGCUUUCCCGUGUCGGCUGGAGGCACCUGGGCAGGCAGAGGAAUCGGGCAUGCUGUGGGACAUUAUAGGGAUAUUCUGGUCGGGGCCUAGGGUGGCAUUUUGGAGACAAGCGGCGAUUAGUUGCGGGUGCACAGAUGGACUCGAGAACGGGAUUCUCAUGUGUCUGGAUGUGGGUACGGCUUGGGCCAAUCUAGGCUUUGCUCUAAAGCCGCUCGAGCUGAGCCAGGAUUGCAGAUCAUUGACCGUCCAGAUCUACCGGCUCCCUGGUCAGACGUAUUCCGCGGAGGUUCCGUUGGUCUCGCCCCCGGAUAUCGACCGAGCCAGCAAUAACUGGCUGGAAUUCAAGGGUCGAUGGUCCAACACGAUGGUGAGGUCUGGUGAUAUCGUUUGCUUGCGUACUAAGGACCCGAAGAAGCUUCCACUGCCUUCCUUUCGGCUACUGGAGAUGCAGUGGUACUUGCAUCGUGCAGCUGCACUCAGUGGACUUGCCAGCCCUCCCAGGCCCUAGUUUC
Molecule: messenger RNA, 862 nt
Organism: Aspergillus aculeatus ATCC 16872
Lineage: Eukaryota; Fungi; Ascomycota; Eurotiomycetes; Eurotiales; Aspergillaceae
Exons: 3
Coding region: 1-858 (285 amino acids)
Source: RefSeq, a predicted model, not a curated record